AUGCCAGAUGCGUCCUAUUCGUUUCACAAUGUCAAUGUCGGAGUCCUUGGCCACGUCGACAGCGGGAAGACCAGCCUCGUUGCGGCCCUGUCUACCCAGCUGUCAACAGCUGCACUGGACAAGCACCCUCAGAGCAAGGAGAGGGGCAUCACUUUGGACUUGGGCUUUUCAUCCUUUUCAGUGCCGAUGCCCGAGCGGCUGACCGGCAGCGUCCCUCUCCAGAAUCUCCAGUUCACUCUGGUGGACUGCCCUGGGCAUGCCUCCCUCAUCCGCACCAUCAUCGGCGGCGCCCAAAUCAUCGACCUGAUGAUGCUGGUUAUAGAUGUCACCAAGGGCAUCCAGGCUCAGACAGCGGAGUGUCUGGUGGUGGGGGAGAUAGCGACGCGGCACAUGCUGGUAGUCAUCAAUAAGGUGGACCUGCUGCCUGCCGAGCUGCGGCCCAAGCUGGUGGCCAAGGCUCGCAAGCGCCUGGCGCAGACCUUUGCUGCCACCACUUUCGCUGGAUGCCCCAUGGUUGCCGUCUCGGCCAAACCUGGUGGCGGGGAUGGGCCAGCACCGCCUGCAGAGGGAGUGGAGGCGCUGAUAGAGGAGCUGGUGAAGCUGGUGCCGGCGCAGCCGCGACCGGUGAAGGGGCCGUUCCUGUUCUCUGUUGACCACUGCUUUGCAGUGAAGGGGCAGGGUACGGUGCUCACCGGCACUGUCCUGGCCGGCUCUGUUGAGGUCGGGGGGAUGGUGGAGCUGCCAGAGCUGCGGCUGGUGAAGAAGGUGAAGAGCAUGCAGGUGUUCCGGCGGCCGGUGCCGUCCUGCGCGCAGGGCGACCGCGCAGGCAUCUGCGUCACGCAGCUCAACGCGAGCAACUUAGAGCGCACGUUGCUGUGCGCGCCGGGCACCGUGCCGACCUUUAGCGCGGCCAUUGCUGCGGUUGAGAAAGUCCGGUUCUUCUUGGGGACCCUGCCCUCCAAGAGCAAGGUGCAUGUGUCGCUGGGGCACAGCACAGUGAUGGCGGAGGUGAUGUACUUUGGAACACCCGACGGCAGCGGCCACGAGCCGGCUGCAGCCCUGCGCUCUGUCCUGGACCGCAUCCGGCAGCUCGCUCUCAACGAGGACGUGAAGGACUUUGAUUUUGGCGCUGAGUACGCGUACCAGAGCGAGCUGCACGGCUUGGAGGGGCGGCCCUGUGCUUCAGGGGCGCAGCCCACCACGCACCAUGGGCCCCAGUGGGCUCUGCUGAAAUUCAGCCAGCCCGUCACUGCACCCAAGGACGCAUUGGUCAUUGGGUCGCGCUUCGACACAGACGUGAGCAAGGCAGCGUGCCGGCUGGCAUUCUACGGGCGGCUGACGGCGCUGCUGCGGGCCGAGGAGCCGGGCGAGCUGGCGCGGCUGCGCAUCUUCAAGGCCAAGACGCGCGCCGGCAGCAUCGACCGCAUUGCCAAGGACGGCUUCAGUGCUGUCUGCAAGGGCAUGUUCAGCAAGGACACCGACAUCUCCCUCUUCGCCGGCAUGAAGGUGACGACACAGAGCGGUGCAAUAGGCACGAUCGAGGGCUCCUUCGGCAAGUCUGGCAAGUUCAAGGUGGCCUUCCCAGAAGGCAUUGCACCAGCAGCGCCCGGCCAGAAUUCCAUCACGUUGGUUUUUAAGCGCUUCAUCUAUGACCAGAAUAAGAGAAAUAUGGUCCAAUAG
Molecule: messenger RNA, 1680 nt
Organism: Coccomyxa subellipsoidea C-169
Lineage: Eukaryota; Viridiplantae; Chlorophyta; Trebouxiophyceae; Coccomyxaceae
Product: selenocysteine-specific elongation factor EF-Sec
Exons: 9
Coding region: 1-1680 (559 amino acids)
Biological process (GO): selenocysteine incorporation
Molecular function (GO): GTP binding; translation elongation factor activity; GTPase activity
Source: RefSeq, a predicted model, not a curated record